This is a messenger RNA of Alternaria conjuncta, 2097 nucleotides long. RefSeq lists its product as uncharacterized. The transcript has 3 exons. Gene Ontology annotation, biological process: protein phosphorylation. The coding region runs from base 1 to 2097 and encodes 698 amino acids. NCBI's taxonomy places the organism in Eukaryota, Fungi, Ascomycota, Dothideomycetes, Pleosporales, Pleosporaceae. The record is from RefSeq and is a predicted model, not a curated record. Gene Ontology annotation, molecular function: protein kinase activity; ATP binding.
AUGCGCAAUCCCAACGGCAUCCGCAUCCUACUCCUCCUCCUACCGCCCCUUCUCUUCCUCUUCGGCCUCGCCGCCUUGACCAACAUCCUCGAGCGCAUAUCCAAGAACUACUUCAACGACGGUCUCGGUCGCGACAUACGCAGCGGCGCGUCCCAGAUAACUCUGUCCCGCCCCGGCUCGAACGAUACCACCGUGACGAUUGAUACCGACAACGCGCCCACAAUCACCAUACUCGCGUUAUGCCUGCUAGGAUAUCUUGUCAGUCUGCUCAGCGCGGCAGGGAUAUGGCAGUUGAGGCGCACAGAGGGCACAGCGGGACAUGAGAGGAUGUGGACGUGGAUUAUCUUCGUUAGUAAUGUCGUGAUGGUGGGUGCUAGUCUGGGCGUCUUUGGAUACGUCACCUCUGUCCAGAGUAGCGAUAGUAGCUGGCAGGGCUACGAAGACGUUGGCCAAGAUGACCAGGAGCACACGAGAGAGACGUGGGCAUGUCAAAUCGACAAAUUCUUCCCUGAGGAAGAUUGGGCAGGAACGGCAUGUGGCACUGCGAAGGCGAUGAGGUACAUGGUUAUCGCCCUGGCUGUCGCUGCGUUAUCGGUCUUUGUCAGUUUGUGGGUUCUUGUACGGGCGAGAGGAGGGGUCAAGUGGGCGUUUGGAGGGAAGGGGAGAUAUGCGGCGUUUGCGAGUGUGUAUGAGAUGCAGCCACCUGGUCCGCCGUCGCCUUAUACUGGACCGCAGGGACAGCAGUGGGUUCAGCAGCCGGGGCAGCAAUGGGCGGGUCAGCCGACAGUACAGCAGUGGGGUCCGCAGCCGGUGCAGCAAUGGGGUCCUCAGCUUGUUCCUCCACAGCCUGUUUCUCAGGUGCCGAAGUCAGAUGCUACUGUAGGGCAACGUCGAACGCCCAAGAUACCAGUCGCCAGCCACCAUGAGGACGAGCUCUUCCCGCCGUCACUGGACAUUGCUCAUAGUAAAUCAGAAAGUCGUGUGGGGAGCCAGAAGAGCAACGAUCUCGAAAAUUUUGACUACCCGUACAACAAGACCGGUAGACCUGCUAUGCCCUACACGGUAGGCGCCACGUUCACUGCCCACCGUCACGUACCACCUGCGCCUUUCGGUAACGGCUACAACACUCCAUGGCCGCCUUUCAAGACAGGUCACUUCAGACUACCGCAGCUCAACUACUGCCUUAUCCGACCGCCAAUUGGAGGGUGUACGCUCGAAGAGUCCUACACGCUUACGAUCACCGACAUAAUACGUACCGGCUCUAUAUACGGUGCGCAAGUCGUCUUAGUCAACGGAAAUAUAGUAGCAAAGAUAUACGAUCCGCUUUACGAUGACGAAUUCGACAUCUUCGACGACAAGCGCGACGUUGUCGUACUAUCUGACGGGGAUUACUCCCGCGAAGCCGCCGCGUACGAUGAAUUAAGACGAGAUCCUAAAGCGCAGCGCGUUGUCCCGGAGUACUAUGGUAGCUGGACUAUUGACGUGAACACGGUGGUGGACGGCCAGAUGUAUACAAGACACGUUCGGCUCAUACUCAUGGAAUAUAUACCCGGUACUGUUAUGACCGCCAUAAAGCCGCUACUGCUCUCUGUAGAGACCCGCUCGGCGAUCAUGAAGAAAGUCCUAGAAGCCGAGUCCCUCAUCUUCGCCGCCGGUAUCCUGCACCGCGACAUUGCGCCCCGCAACGUCAUGCUCGUCUCCCCAUCACCCACAUCUUCCCUCGACGACCCAGGCGUCCGCAUCGUCAUCAUCGACUUCAACGUCUCCAAUGUCAUCCGGCUCAGCGAACCCCAUCCCGGCGACUCAGACUCCGCAUACAUACAACAGCAGUGGCCGGGUAGGAUAAUGGGACCCGUAACGAGGUUCUGGAAUGCGAUGGGCGAUUUUGCGUUCAAGGGGUGGGUUGGUAGCAAGGCGGAGACGACGAAUGAGUGGCUGUGGGAGUGUUUUGGGGAGAGGGAGGAGUAUGUGCCGCUUGUUAGGGAUGCGGGGGAUAGGAAGGCUUGUCCUGGGAUUGAUUGGUCUGGAGAGUUGAAGAAGGGGAGCAAUGAGGCCGUAAUUGGAGCUGUCAAGGAUACUGUUGGUAGUAGGGCGUGA